AUGGGUUGUUCUAUGGUUUUUAUUUAAAAGACUUCUUUUGAUUCAAAUUCAUCAUUUUCAUAUGAUGAUAUAUAAGAGAGUGAAGUAUCUUUAGAUUAAAUUCAUGAUGGAAUAGCAUUUUUAAAAAUAAAUGUAAAAAAAUAAAAAGAGAUUUUUCCUGAAGACAAUAACACUGAAGUAAAACAUUUAGUUAAAUGCAAUCAUAAUACAGUAAUAUAAAUCAAUAAAUCUGAUAUUAAAUCUAAGAAAUCUUGUUUAAAAUAAAAAUUAAUAACGUCACAACUUUCAUAAAAUGUGAGUCCUAAGAAAGUUCAUUUUGUUUAAAUUUAAUAAAAAAAUACAAAUUAGUAUAAGGGUAGACAAAAGAGAAGUAAGUAGAAACAUUCAAGAAAGUCUAAAGAAAGAUAAGAGCAUAUUAACUUGGAUGAUAUAUUUUGA
Molecule: messenger RNA, 438 nt
Organism: Paramecium pentaurelia
Lineage: Eukaryota; Ciliophora; Oligohymenophorea; Peniculida; Parameciidae
Source: the annotation of a GenBank genome assembly